Messenger RNA from Camelina sativa (false flax), 578 nucleotides. Its product is annotated as jacalin-related lectin 24-like. The record is from RefSeq and is a predicted model, not a curated record. NCBI's taxonomy places the organism in Eukaryota, Viridiplantae, Streptophyta, Magnoliopsida, Brassicales, Brassicaceae.
CAGUACUGUAUCUUAUAUAAUCGUCCUUAGUCGACGUCUUUCUCUCUAUCCUCCUUUGACGUACUUUUUGACCUGCUUCUUAUAUGGAGAUGAUAAGAGCAAUGGGAAGAAGAUUGAACUUUGACGAUGAUGAAUAUUAUGAGGAGGAUGGUGACACUGAAUGGGACGAGACGGGACGCACGAUGAUCUCUCACAUAUAUGUUGCUUUCGACAAAUUCAUAAGGUCUAUUCAGUUUGGCUAUUUGGAGAAUGGAGCUCAAGUCCUGUCUACAAAAUAUGGUUCAUCUGAGGGAUCAUUUCGUAUUGUCAAACUGAAGGAAGAUGAAUAUGUAACUGGAUUGAGUGGAGUACUAGGAAAAGGUGGUAGAGGAAUCAGAAAUUUAACAUUUCACACUAACCGUGGGCACCACGGACCCAUUGGACGUCCAAGCGAUAAAUAUCUAUUAGGUGACGAAAUAGAAAUUGAACCGGAAAUACGUAGUCGAAGUGAGUUCGGAGGUUUCUUUGGGUCUUCAAAUGAUUACCGUAUGACAUCGAUUGGUAUCUACGUGAGUCCCAAUAAUCACAGGGAGAUAUAG